This is a messenger RNA of Miscanthus lutarioriparius, 1503 nucleotides long. The record is from the annotation of a GenBank genome assembly. Lineage: Eukaryota; Viridiplantae; Streptophyta; Magnoliopsida; Poales; Poaceae.
AUGGCCUACUCCUCGCGGUCUUGUGGUCGGUGCAACCACGAGAGGAGAUCCGGUUUCAUGAAGUGGCUCUGCAAUUUCCUGAAGGGGCCGAAGCCCGGCGAACCGAACCGCCGGCGGUCCCAGGUGACGGCCGGAGAAGAGGAGGACGCGCUUUGGCACCAACGACCAGUUAGACCAAAGAAUGAUCCACCUAGAAAUGAUAAUGAAGAAUUGGACCGUGCAAUUGCAGAGUCUCUUGCAGAGGAUGCCAAACCCCCCAAAGAGAAAAACCAUAAGGGAGACAACAACGACGAAGAUCUUGCAAGAGCCAUACAGGACAGUCUCAACAUGAACCCUUACACGCCUUAUAACCCCUAUGCUCCCUCUCAGGCCCAACCUAGAGGGCACAGGGUAUGCGGAGGCUGCAAGCAUGAGAUAGGACAUGGCCAUUACUUGAGCUGCAUGGGAAUUUACUGGCACCCUCAGUGCUUCCGCUGCAUCUCCUGCGGUCACCCUAUCCGUGAGACCGAGUUCACCUUGCUGGGUACAGAUCCAUACCACAAGUUGUGCUACAAGGAGCUGCAUCAUCCAAAAUGUGACGUCUGCCUUCAGUUUAUCCCAACGAACAGGAGUGGCUUGAUAGAGUACCGAGCCCAUCCAUUCUGGGGCCAGAAGUAUUGCCCUUUGCAUGAGCAUGACAGGACGGCACGUUGCUGCAGCUGUGAGAAAAUGGAGCCAAGGAACACAAAGUAUAUGUCAUUGGGGGACGGCCGCAGCCUGUGCAUGGAAUGCCUGGGAUCUGCAGUCAUGGACACCGGUGAAUGCCAGCCCCUGUACCAUUCUAUCAGAGACUACUAUGAGGGGAUGAACAUGAAACUGGACCAGCAGAUACCCAUGCUCUUGGUUGAACGGCAAGCGCUUAACGAAGCCAUGGAAGGAGAGAGUAGAGGCCCACACCACAUGCCUGAAACAAGGGGCCUAUGUCUGUCGGAGGAGCAGACUGUGAGCAGUAUACUUAGGAGGCCCAGAAUUGGUGGAAACCGAUUCCUAGACAUGAGAACUCAGCCACAAAAGCUGACUAGGAGAUGUGAAGUUACUGCAAUACUUGUCUUGUAUGGCCUCCCCAGGCUACUAACAGGCUCCAUCCUCGCCCAUGAGCUGAUGCACGGGUGGUUGCGCCUCAAAGGUUACCGAAACCUAAACGCGAAGGUUGAAGAAGGUAUAUGCCAGGUCAUGUCUUACCUGUGGCUGGAAUCAGAGAUUCUUCCGUCAUCCUCAAGGCACGCGCAGCCUUCAUCAUCUUAUGCCUCGUCCUCCUCUUCGUCUUAUCCACCAACAUCGUCCAAGAAAGGGGGAAUAUCUCAUACUGAGAAGAAGCUGGGCGAGUUCUUCAUGCACCAGAUUGCCAAUGACACAUCAACGGCCUAUGGUGACGGUUUCAGAACUGCGUAUGCUGCCGUCAACAAGUAUGGCCUUCGCCAAACACUGAACCAUAUACGCCUAACAGGAGGCUUCCCUGUAUAA